GCCCUGGAGACCCUGCAGGUGGGCACACGGGUCCUCGCCUACUACGAGCAAGAGGACAAUUACUGGCAUGAACGGAUUUUGGUCGGCAGGAUCACCGCGACGAGAUGGGUGGUGGUCACGCCGCACUUUGACAUCUACGAGGAAGACUUCGCGGACGCCCUGCAGCUCUGUCCAGUCGGCCCCCUCGGGGGCCUGCCCGCGAAGCUCUCGGGCCACAUCCUCCGCAUGGACAUGGGCCGCUACAAGCGGAACGAAGCCAGGCUGCUGGCUGAGGGCGAGCAGCUUGCUAGCGAGAUCCGUGACGAGCUCCCAGCAGGCACCGUGCCCGUCGCCGUUCUUGGAGGUCGGGGGAUCUGUGAGCUCGCCGAUGGCACCAAGCUGGCAGUCGCGAAGGCCGACACCUACGAGGGCACUCCGACCCCCCGGCAGGAGCGUCAAGCUGCAGAGCAGGAUCUUCGGACCCUUCCUGUCGAGUACGACGCCGGCGGCGCCAGGGUCAGGGACUUCGCCGAAGCGGUGGACAUCAUGUUCUCCAACCCGCAGCUGGACUUCCCUGUCCUUGGGCCGCGGACGACCUUGUGGCUGGCGCAGCAGUUCAAGCGGCUGGGCCAGACGCUACAGGGUUUCAGGCCUGGCUACUCGGAAGUCGAGGCCGCCGGUUCUCGAACAGUCCACCAGCGGGGAAAUAUCUCUCUUCCCAAGAUCGGCGCGGGCAAGGUGGCUCUUACGGAGGUCCUCCCCGCUGAUCUGCAGACCAAGCUGGAGACUGGGCGCGGGCUGUUGCGAUCCCCAGUGGAGGCAGCAGCGCUAAUUCGUGAUGCAGGUGCUCCUCGUGCCAUGGGCCCGAAGCUCGGGCGGCUCGGCUACGACUACGGCCACGCGCUGGGGGAGCUCUACACCUCUGGAGUGAUCGAGGCCAGCUCGGAGCCAGUGUUGGAGGAAGCUGGCAUGUUUUUUGUGGCUCGCAAGGACAAGCGGUUGCGUCUCAUCUGCGACACCAGGACUCCCAACAUGCACUUUACCACUCCAGAGCACACGGCGCUCGCGACGGGCGAGGCGCUAUCCUCGCUGGAGGCGUCAGGAGUCACUAUGAUCGGCAUGAGUUCUGGAGACGUCGACUGCUGUUUCUAUCAAUAUGCAUUGCCGCCCUGGUGCAGGUGCUACUUCAACCUCCCGCUGAUCGAGAGUCGCUUUCUGCCUCCAGAGGUUCGGGGCGCCUGCGGGCUGACGUUGAAGAGCGGCCAGGUUCGCUUUCGAUUCAAGGUGGUGCCCAUGGGAUGGAGCUGGGCAGUGCACUUUAUCCAAGAAGCACACCUUCACCUCGUCAAGUCAGUUUUGCCAUCGCAGCCGUGGUGCUUGGACAAGUGCCCCGGCAUCGACUUGAACUCUGAGGAUGCCAAGGUCCUGUACAUAGACAAUUUUGCUGUGCUGUCUCAGUCGUCCGACCGCGCCGCCACCGCCGUCGCCGACAUGCAGGCGGCGCUCGCGGCCAAGGGCGUGGUCUCAGAGCUAGACCCCGCCCCAGCCAGGCGCGGCGAGCUGCUGGGAUGCGAGCUCGACUUGCAGACGGGCUGCUGGCACGUGCUGGGCCGCGGGCUAUGGCGAGUCUACGGUGCCCUCGAGCAUGUCCUCUCGGGUCGGGCCAAGGUCUCUGGCCAGGAGCUCGAGCGUCUGAUUGGCCACCUGGUUUCCAUCCUGAUGCUGCGCCGGGAGGGGCUGGCCUUGCUGCACUCCUCAUACGAGUUCGUGCAGGCCUCCUACUCCAAGAAGCAGCCGCUCUGGAAAAGCGUGACCCGUGAGAUGGGCUGGGUCAAGGCGCUGCUACCUUGUCUUCGGGCCGACACCCGGCGCCCGUGGAGCGAGGUGGUCACUUGCUUCGACGCGCCCCCCUGGGGCUACGGCAUCGUGGAGACCGAGUGGGACCUCGAGGACGUGCAGCGCGUCGGCCGGGCCUCCGAGCGCGCCCGAUUCCGAGGCGUGCUCGCUGCCGAGGGCGCCCCCCGCGAGAGGGCGCUGGAGCAGGAGAUAGCGCGGGCACCGGAGCCCGCCCUCCUGCUGGCAGGUCGCUCGGCAGGUUUCCCGGAGGUCGACUACGGCAAGAUGCGCGCCCGGCCCUGGCGCGUAGUCGGCUGCGGCCGCUGGAAGCGCAAGGAGGCCAUCCACGCGACGGUCCGUCCCGACGCUUUCAGCCUCAAGGCCCCAAGAGCGUGCAUGGAGGUGGCGACGCUCCGGGCGGUGCCGCCCACGCCGGUGGCCUCGGCGAGCUGCCGCUCCGGCCCUCGCGCGCCGAGCGAGCGCAGGAGCCGUUCGCCUCGCCGCCCGGGCAGCCGCAGCCAGGGCAUGCCGAGGCGGGCCGUGGUGCCGGUGCUGGCCGGGCCCGGGAGCAGGCCAGACUUGGCUGGGCGGCGCGCAAGGCUUGGCCUCAGUCACUCGGAGAGCGAUUUCGACCUGAGGAGGCGCCAGCUGUGCCCGCGCCAGACCCGCCUUGCGGCUGCCAAGGUCAGGCCUCGCACGCAGGAGCUCUACCUCGGGAUGAUCCUCGGCUUGGUGCGCUGGCUGAAUAUGGCCUUCCUCCCGGACUGGCCGCGCCACACGUGGGGCGAGACGCUGGCAGAGUACGCCGAGUCAAUCUACGACCGUGGGGGCUCCAAGGCGUCUACUCAGCGGCUGGCCCCGGCGCUGCUCUGGGCGGAGCCCGCCCUCCACAGGGCUGGGAUCCGCGAGGUCUUCCCCCUGACGCACCAGACGCUGAAGGGCUGGAACGUCCUGGAGCCGUCCAAAUCCAGACCGCCCGUCCCGUUCCUGGCGGCGCGGGCAGUGGCCUGCUGGCUGUGCCGGGCUGGGAAGCCGCUCAGUGGCUUGGCCGUUCUGAUCAUGUUCGAGACCUACAUGCGCCCCUCGGAAGUGCUGGCCCUGCGAGCAAGGCAAGUAGUCGUGCCGCUGCCAAAGGAGGGAGGCGCAUCGAUCUUCUUGACGUUCGUGGUGCGGGCCUCGGAAUACGAGAUCCCGACCAAGACCAACACGUACGACCUCUCAGUUCCACUCGACCUGCCCAGGCAGCAGUGGAUGGUGGACCCGAUCUCCUUUGUGCAAGCCCUUCGCGGGCCAGACGACCUCUUCCUGGGCCUGGGCUACAACCAACUGGCGGAGGACUUCCAGAGCGCGACCUCCGCUCUGGGUGUGAGCUUACUCAAGGCCACCCUCUACUCCCUCCGGCAUGGAGGGGCCAGCCGCGACCGGAGCACGGGCGCCAGAGGCUUGGGCGCCGUGCAGCAACGAGGGGGGUGGAAGGCGUUCAAGUCCGUGCUGCGCUACGAGAAGCACGGACGCCUCUCGCUGGAACUUCGCAAGCUCAGCGACCAGCAGCGCGAGGCCCUCCGAGCAGCAGGCGGGGACUACGUGGGCGUCUUCAACAAGUCCUUGGUGCUGCAUUUCG
Prorocentrum cordatum is the source of this 3436-nucleotide messenger RNA. NCBI's taxonomy places the organism in Eukaryota, Dinophyceae, Prorocentrales, Prorocentraceae. The record is from the annotation of a GenBank genome assembly.